CGUUCGUUAAUCAAUAUUGAAACAUGUAUCCGUCACAAACCGUCGAAGAGUUCUUUGCUGGGGAAACAAAAGUUCCGAUAAAAUUCGACCGAAAUGUUCUUGGCCUUGGAAAUUUGAUUGGAAAGGAUAAAACAAAAGAGAUAUUGAAAGAUCAAGUUUAUGAAAUUCCAUUCUAUAUCGCGGAAGAACUUGUCACAAAAGAAAUUGCAACAUUACAACUACCAAAAAUAUUUGGAAAUGAUGUUAUGAAUGCAUUAAAGGUUACUCCUAUUGAUAUGAAUUUAAGAAAUUAUUGUCCGCAAUUUUAUACAUUCGCAUCUGAUUAUGCUUUAUUAUGGCAAGAUAUUAUAAAUCGGGAAUAUCAACGUUAUGGCGAUGAAAGACAGCAUCAGUUAGAUUUAACUAAAAUACAAGAAUUCUUAGAAAUUCUUAAAAGGAGUAAAAUCGAUCGAGCUGUGGAAAUAUUGAAUAGAGCAAAACGUUUUUUUGAAGAUCACAAUGAUUUUUUAGAGAGAUUGGAUGAUGAUGAAAGAAAAAUGUUUGAGGAACAAAGGCAAGUGUGUGAAGAAACCUAUGUAGAUUAUACAAAACUUUGAUUAUUACUAUAAUUGAAUAAUUAUUCCUCAUAAGUGCCAAAUUAUUUACAAUUUCUAUUGUAUGUAUCGAGAACAUUAAAAAUACUAACAGUAGAUAAAUAUUGUCGUAGAUAAAUAUCACAGUAGAUAAAUGCUGUCUGUUAUGUCGGAUAAUACAUUAUAUAAACUAUUCUUUGAACGAAUUAAUUCGCCUCCUAAAUUAAAAUUCAAUUAUUCGUUACCUUUGAAAUGUUAUUAGAACAUAUUAUAAACCUUCUUUCGUUGUUACAUACCUUAGCGAAAAUUCCUAUAUAUAUAUAUAUGAACCUCAAUCAAAAAGUGUCGUUAAAUAUAGUCGAAUUAACAACUAAAUAAUAUAUUAUGCCUUAUAUUGUAUUUAAUAUGCUAAAUAUAUU
Rhizophagus irregularis DAOM 181602=DAOM 197198 is the source of this 991-nucleotide messenger RNA. RefSeq lists its product as uncharacterized. NCBI's taxonomy places the organism in Eukaryota, Fungi, Glomeromycota, Glomeromycetes, Glomerales, Glomeraceae. Gene Ontology annotation, cellular component: GINS complex. Gene Ontology annotation, biological process: mitotic DNA replication initiation. The record is from RefSeq and is a predicted model, not a curated record.